GGAGCAACACAAGUGUCAGAGCAGAGUGACAGCGGGCAGCACCAGUACUCCCUGCAAUACACCCUGCACUACUCCCUGCACUACUCCCUGCACUACUCCCUGCAAUACUCCCUGCACUACUCCCAGUGCCAGCUCCCUGCCGGAGCAGCAUGAUAUGCAGGCAGAGAAGGCAUCGCCAGAGGCGCUAGGAGAUACAGACACUGCUGGUGGCACUCCAAUGAUGCCUGAAGGUAGCGCCCCCGCUGUCAGUCCUCAGGGGGUCCUGUAUGCGGAACUGACCCACUACAUUAACGCAGAUGGGCAACACAUUUUCUCCAGAUACUGGAAGCCUUCAGGUUCUCCCCGGGCUCUGAUGUUUAUUGUACACGGUGCUGGGGAACACUGCUGCCGAUACGAUGACCUGGCACAGAUUCUAACCGCUCUGAACUUUGUGGUCUUUUCCCAUGACCAUGUCGGCCAUGGGCAGAGUGAGGGGGAGCGAAUGACCGUCCCUGAUUUCCAUAUCUUUGUAAGAGACGUUAUACAACACUUGGACCUCAUGAAGAAACAAUACCCGGGCCUGCCGCUUUUUAUGUGUGGCCAUUCUAUGGGAGGAGCCAUUGCCAUCCUGACUGCUGAUGAGAGACCGGAUGACUUUUCUGGAUUAAUCCUAAUAUCUCCUUUGGUGUUGCCUAACCCACAAUCUGCAACGUCAUUCAAGGUUUUUGCAGCUAAAAUGCUGAACUACGUCCUUCCAAACCUUUCCCUGGGCAGCAUUGAUCCAAAUUUCGUAUCUCGCAAUAAGAAAGAGGUUGAGGCCUAUACCUCAGACCCACUGGUUUACCACGGAGGAAUGAAGGUUUCCUUUGGUGUGCAGUUGCUAAAUGCUACGUCUCGGGUGGAGAAAGCUCUCCCGCACUUUAAGGUUCCACUCCUGCUGUUUCAUGGAACCUUGGACAAGUUGUGUGAUAUUCGUGGCUCCCAUGUGAUGAUGGACACGAUACAAAGCGAGGAGAAGACACUAAAGGUAUAUGAAGGAGCUUUCCAUGCUUUGCACAAAGAGCUGCCAGAGGUUACCUCUAAUGUAUUCCAAGAGAUUGAGGGCUGGCUUCAGCAAAGAUUGGGGGGCACAGGAUCCAGCAACAUGGUGCAGCAAGCCUCCAGCACAUAGGAUAAUCAGACUUCUCACAGAAGAUCCUCCACCCAAAACAACUUCUCCUCCUCAGACAAGCCUACUCCAAGCUCGUGUUCAGACGUCAAUAAAGCCACUCCGGAAAUAGUUUACAUUCCUUUUUUAGGACACUUUCAUUUACUUCCAUGUUGAGAAAGCACAAACCGCAUCAACGCCUCGAGUGGGCAUCCCAACCAUCGCAGAAACUGAAGAACAGUGACUGCCUAGGAGACCUCAUCUCUGGAAAUAUUCGAAUCUAGUGGAUUUGGGCAUUACAGUUUGUAGCAAUAAUAUGACAUAAGGUUUCCAGCUUUCACAAGGAAUGAAGAAUUCUUGUAAAUCCUCAUCAGUACCUACUUCUCUGCAUUUGUUCGAAGCCUAGAACUUUGUGCGCGUUCCCAGUGAAAAUGAAAUUCUCCCCCCAGGGAGAGAUAAGCAAUAUGCCACAUGCCUAGGGAACUAUUAAACUUGGGGCAACUCAUCUUGGAAUGGUGAAAGGGGGGUUUGUUAAUAUAAUUCUUGUAAAGCUCAUCUAUAGAAUCCCUUGUAAAUACCCCUUCUCCUUUGGUUUUAAUAACUUUUAUUACAGACACAAUAUAUAUAUAUAAUAUUUAAUAUGUUAAUAUAUCAACAGCCUGAAUGGCACCAGGCAGAGGAAUUGUAGUUUUUUAAAGCAUAUUUCUUAAAACCUUCAGAAAUGUUCAAUCUUGUGGCCUUUUUAGUAACCUUAAGUGUGUGUUCAUCAGAGGUCUUGCCCGGUAAUGGAAACAAAUAUAAUUUUCUUUAGUAAAGGGCUGGCGCUUGUUCAUUGUGCUCUUUGGCUGUGAAACUCUAACAGAAAUCUCCAUGUACAUAAGUGUGGACAACACGCUUGCUGGAUUUAGAGGUGACCCAAUCAAAACCACAAUGUAAUGGAAUUACUCUCCUUGACCCAAUAUAAUUAUAAAACAGAUGUUCAGUUGAUAAAGUCACCUGCAGCCUAUGGUGGUGAAAGUAUCUGUAGGGUUGCUGUAUGAAAUGCAGUUUUCUCAUGCCCACCUAGCCAUGCCCCUGAGUUGCCAAGCCCUGUCCCAAUCCACUGAAACCCUACCUUAACCCGCCCAAACUCUAGCACUUUGGCAUAAAACCAUGCCCCUUUCUGGGCAGCCCAGAGCCCACAGUUGCCUCUGUCCUGCAUAUCAUGCUACUAUGGUGGACCUGCAGCAGAAGGUCAGUUGAUUCAGUGGUGGCUGACCUCUCUUAUCUUAGGUGACAUGAUUUCCUGGAUUACUGCUGCAUUCAGGUCCACCUAGUAAAAUAUCCAGACUCCUUUUUUUCAGUUCAUGACAUUAUGGGUGGGAGGCAACCAGGCUGCAGACAAAACAGUCCAUAAGUACACUUUUCCCAGAUGUCCACACCCCUUAUCUAAUCUGUAUGGUCAAUGAGUUCAGUCUAAAUUGGUGGCCAGACCAUCUAGAACAGUGAUCCCCAACCAGUGGCUCGGGAGCAACAUGUUCCUCACCGCCCCCCCAUAUUUAUAUUUCUGCCUUGGAGACAAGUUUUGGAAGCACAGAGACACAGUUUUACUCCAACCAUUGCCUCCUGCAGGCCAGCAGUCCCCAUGGGGCUACCAAAUAGCCAAUCACAGCCCUUAUUUAACAAACCCUUUUUGUAUUAUUGUGUGGCUCAUCAAUGGUUUUUACAUCUAAAGGUGGCCAUACACGGGCCAAUUGUAGCUGCCGAUUAGAGCGAUUCAGCAGCUUAUCGGCCCGUGUAGGGGCACCAAUGACGGGCCUGCCCGAUCGAUAUCUGGCCGAUUUUAGGCCAGAUAUCGGUUGGGCAGGUUAAAAAAUUCAGUUGGAUUGGGGACUACAUCGGCUCGUUGAUGCGGUCCCCAAACCAACUGCGCCCAUUACAGUCGUUAUAAUUCUAUUAUUGACCGAAUUAGCCUAAAUUCACCCGAUAUCACCCACCCAUAGGUGGAGGAUAUCGGGAGAAGAUCCGCUCGCUUGGCGACCUCGCCAGGCGAGCGGAUCUUUACGUGUAUGGGCACCUUAAGUGUGGCUCACAAAAAAAAAAAGGUUGGGGACAUUGUUGGGCACAUUGUGAGACAGCAAAGACUGGUUUACAGCACUAUAAUAAGUUAAUAAGCAUACAGUGGGGUUUAAAUGAUGAUAGUAUCCCUUUUACGAAAUGGAUAGUAAUGUUUUUGUUCAUGUCGGAGAGCAAUGGCAACGCAGUAUGGAGGUAGCUUUUGUACUAAACUAACUGUUUUCUCUUACAUAAGGAAGUAAAUGAUAUUUUGGUGUUACUGUUAUGUGUCUGGGGCUAUUAAUAUGACUACUGCCUAUCUCAGCAGGUUGGGCAUAGUAUGUUACACGCACAGUAAGAUUUUGGUGCCAAUGUGCAAGCCACAAUCACUACUCCAGCUGCAGCACUUUGUGUGGGAUAGCAGUUGGACUGUCAUUUUGAGAUUCCAAUUGGUAGGAGGCUGAUCAGUACUAACUACACCUUAUUUUCUGGGCUGUGGCCUGGAGUAGUGAAUUCAGUAACUCCCAUAAUCCUUACUAACAACGCCUCUAACAUAGAUCCUGAUAAUAACCAGUGCAAUAACCAGCCAAGUUUUUAAAGAUACAGUUUAGCAUCUAGCUGUCCAAAUUGCUUAGCCCUUAAACCCUCAGUUGCGACUGCAGUAGACUGGAGGUUUUGGAGCUUCUGGGUAAAACUAAGGGAAUAAUAUAUUACAAUAUUUUCAUAUAGGAAUAGCCAAACAUGCAGAAAAGAAUUGUCUGUCCAUGAAACUCCAACUAUUGCCCAGCUAUGGCUCCCAGCAUGCCUCAGCAGUACUUGUACUGGUUUAGCAGCAAGUAAAUAUUGCAAUGUUUAUGAGUCUGUUGAUCUAUGGGAAAUCAUACUCCUUUCAGGGACAACCUUUCCUGCUGGCUGCUGCUUCCUAUUCAUUUGAAUGGGAACCAUGCUCUUAUGGCUACCGGUAACCCUAAAGAGAUUAUUUUUUUCUUUCAGUUCCAGCAAGUCCAGCAAGUAAAAUGCCCCAUAAUCAGUUGUGGCUUUUAGUGUACCAUCGGAUAAGAAGCUGCCUGAAGGUCUAGCACUUUGUAACAGAAAUGCACAAUUUACUAUUACAAUGUAAUGCACAAAGGACAUUGUGUCUCCUUAUGAAUAAAUUCUGACUGUUAGAA
Molecule: messenger RNA, 4329 nt
Organism: Xenopus tropicalis (tropical clawed frog)
Lineage: Eukaryota; Metazoa; Chordata; Amphibia; Anura; Pipidae
Source: RefSeq, a predicted model, not a curated record